Molecule: messenger RNA, 267 nt
Organism: Acaulospora colombiana
Lineage: Eukaryota; Fungi; Glomeromycota; Glomeromycetes; Diversisporales; Acaulosporaceae
Source: the annotation of a GenBank genome assembly
GAUCAACACUCAGCAUACCUUCGUAAGGAGCUGACGGCCAUGCGUGACAAGUACAUUGUCGAUACCCGCAUCCACUGUGCUCUCUUCUUCAUCAACCCUACGGGUCACUCCUUGCGCCCGAUCGAUAUCAUCGUCAUGAAGAAGUUGUCUGAGGUUGUCAACGUUGUUCCUGUCAUCGCCAAGAGCGACUCUUUGACUAUCGAGGAGAGGGACAACUUCAAGAGCAAGGUAAAUUUUAAUUUCUGUGCUUCGAGGGUCGAAUACUGA